GGUUAGGGUAGUGUGCUGACGGAGCAGUGCUCACCUUAUCCUAGAAAAGCUUAUCCCGGAACUUGCAGAAAUCGCAGUACACCAUAAGUGUAUAACCCAAUUUCAGAUCUUCCCUGUUCGCAUUAAAGAGUUUCUGAAACUUUAUUCAAAGCCUAUUCUUCCGAUUCUCUCUACCACUCGUGAAAUACGCCUUCGUUCUUACCUCACACUAUUAUCUCCUUCUACUUGCUUGUCCUGAUUCGAAGCUUGGAGUGUCGUUUCCGAGGUUCUCUACAUUUGCUUAGGCGGAAAUCCCCCACUCCGAUAGGUUCCUAAAACUGAAACAGGCGGUGCUACAUUAAGUUCAUAAGAAAGAGCAAUGACAAGAAAGGGCUAGAGGGUCAAAAAGAACCUAAGAAGGUAUAUGAUUUCAUGCUCGACUAUGUUGGUGUGUUUAUCUCUCGAGCCUUUUUGAUGUAAGUUAUGUUCAUAUAUAUAUGUAUAUAAAUGCGAAAGCUUAUAUGAUUAUUGUUAAUACUGGUGUAAAAUAUUCAUUUGCUGCCGUGUUUGGUCCUAGUUAUGUCAUUGUUGUGUUUUUAACAAACCUUGUCUAAAUUUUUGUUAAGAUAUAAAUGUAGAGUGCUAUCAUUCAAGUGCCAAUGUUUCCUAUUUUCUUUUUCUUUUGUUUUGAACAAACUUCGCAAGACAGUUUAAUUCAAGGCUAAAAGUUUGAAGCAUAUUCUCCUGCGGUGUCAUUUUCUUUUUAUAAUAAAUAAGCCUUUCUCUUGUGCCCUGAUGAUUCUUAUAUUGUUGAAGGCUUCUGUUUUUUGGUUCCCGUGUUGGAGUUGAUUACAAAUCAGUGGAUAAAAUAUUAUGCAGAAUCAGAUACUCUCAUAUUUUCAAUGAUUACAAAAUAAUAGAUGACAUACUAAUUUAUAUUAUUUUUUCAGUUACGGAAUUCAGAUUUUCAUUUCAGAAUCAUAUUUUUUUAAAAUUACCGUGUUCAAAUCACCAACCAAUCAAGCCCUGUGUUUUUCUGAUGGUUUGAUAGAACGAAGUGAUGGGUGUUCGUUCCCGUAGCGGUAGUGAUCGACUAAGAACAGUUUGGACCCCUGAAAUGGAUCGGUAUUUCAUUGAUCUCAUGUUGGAACAAGUCAACAAAGGAAAUAAAUUUGAUGACCAUUUGUUCAGCAAACGAGCCUGGAAGCACAUGGCUUUGUUGUUUAAUUCAAAGUUUAAGUUUCAGUAUGAGAAAGAUGUUCUUAAGAAUAGGCAUAAAACGUUGAGGAAUCUGUAUAAGGCUGUUAAGAAUCUCCUUGACCAGAGAGGCUUUAAUUGGGAUGAAACUCGCCAAAUGGUUACUGCUGAAAACAAUGAUUGGGAUGAAUAUAUUAAGGCACACCCAGAUGCUCGUUCCUUUAGAAUAAAAACCAUUCCAUAUUACAGUGAUUUGUGUAGGAUAUACAGAGAUGCAUUCCCUGAGCCAACAGGUAAGAAUGUGCCUGAGGGAUCCUUGCUUUCAAGUGGUAAAGUAGCUAUUGAAGUUACACAGCCAAGUGAAGUUGGGGAUGGGGACACACUGGCGCUUCAUGAUAUCAUGAUUGAUGAAGAUUAUGGAAUAACUAUAUCCGAGAAAGAUGCUGAACUUGAAGCUCCACAACAGGCUAUGGCGAGCUCGAGAGGAACCACAUUAAGUAAUCGAACAAGAACUUAUUGGCAGCCGCCUAUGGACCGGUAUUUCAUUGACCUCAUGUUAGAACAGGUGCAGAAAGGCAGCAGGAUUGAUGGCGUAUUUCGGAAACAAGCAUGGAUGGAGAUGAUUGCGUUGUUCAAUUCCAAGUUUGGGAUUAGCUAUGACAUGGAUGUUCUUAAAAAUCGGUACAAGACUUUGAGAAGGCAAUUUAAUGUGAUCAAGAAUCUACUUGAUUUGGAUGGUUUUGUUUGGGAUGAGACGCGCCAAAUGGUGACUGCUGAUGACUGUGUCUGGCAAGAUUAUAUCAAAGAUCAUACAGAUGCUAGACAGUUCAUGACCAGGCCUGUACCUUAUUAUAAAGAUUUGUGUGUGAUAUGCGAUCCAUGUUCUGAUGAAAAAGAGAGCUCUUCUGGGCAAGGGUUGGAGCAACAAAAUGAUCAAGAUACUAGGUCUCCAGCUACAUCAGUUUCAAACAGUGAAUUUAAGAACAAGCGUCAACUAGAGAACUGGUCUUCCCUUCCUCAAUCAAAAAGAUUUCGGGAAAAAGACGAAGGAAUGGCUAGUGCUUUUCGUGAGAUGGCUACUGCAGUUUCUUCUCUGUCAGAUAAUAAGAAAACUGAAGAGAACUACUCCAUCCCAAUAGAGAACGUGAUUGAAGCAGUGCAAGCUUUGCCGGAUAUGGAUGAAGAGCUUGUGUUGGAUGCGUGUGAUUUGAUAGAGGAUGAGAAAAAGGCCAAAACUUUUAUGGCCUUAGAUGUUAAGUUACGUAAAAAGUGGUUGUUAAGAAAACUGAGACCGCAAGCAUAGCCAUUUUAUUUGUGCUGUAGUCGACUUUUGUUUUGGUGGAUGGGCUACACAAGUGAAUUAGUGUAUCGUGUUCAAGAAAAGGAAAAUGAAAGAAUUCACAUCGUAGAGAGAUAGAGAGGCAGAUAUGAAAGAAGCUUGUAUCUAUAUGUAUCUACAUUAUUUGUUGAAGUGAUUCAAAUGAUUAGUUCAACUAGUAAUAAUAAAGAUUAUAGAUUUUUAUCAAUA
Cannabis sativa is the source of this 2704-nucleotide messenger RNA. RefSeq names its product L10-interacting MYB domain-containing protein-like. The transcript is spliced from 6 exons. The record is from RefSeq and is a predicted model, not a curated record. Lineage: Eukaryota; Viridiplantae; Streptophyta; Magnoliopsida; Rosales; Cannabaceae. The coding region runs from base 1040 to 2479 and encodes 479 amino acids.